AUGGGCGUACUGGAAGAUGAUUCCCAGCUUCAACCGAACGGCCGGCCCACCCACGGCCGAAUUAUCGGCUACAAGUACCUUGAAAAGCAGGGUGACAAGUCCAGCCGUCCUCCUCACGGCAACCUUGAGAAGGUUGACGUCGACAUACCAGAGACGACAACGGAGCUCCGAACCAUCAAGGGCGAGGAGUACGUGGUUCUCGGGUUCACCCCGGACGACCCACAGGACCCAUUCAACUGGACUAGGAAGCGGAAAGCAACUAUCAGCAUAGCGCUCUGCUUGAUGACCUUGUUCGUCGGUCUCGGAACAACAGCAUACAGCUCGACUAUCGCGAGAAUGACGAAAGAUCUGGGCGUUUCAGUUGAAUUGGGACAGCUGGGACUGUUCACGUUCAAUAUGGCCUGCGCCUUGGCUCCCCUAUUCCUAGCGCCGUUCUGCGAGAUGGUUGGCCGGCGAAUCGUCUAUGUCAGCGCCUUUGCCUUGUACAUCGUUGUAUUCGUUGGGCUCGCUCUUGGGCAUAACAUCGCAACCAUCCUGGUCAUGCGUACGCUCUCUGGCCUGUUUGGUUCCGUUGGCACUAUUCUAGUCGGCGGUACAUUCAGCGACAUAUACAGGCCCGACUUCAGGGCGAGGCCAAUGGCGCUGUUCUCGUACGUUGCCAUCCUUGGUACCGUGGCCGCCCCAAUCUACGCCGGCUUCAUCGACGAAACCCUGGGAUGGCGAUGGGUAGAGGGCAUCCAAGGCCUGGCAAGCGUACCAGUCCUCAUCUUCGUCUUCUUUGUCCUUCGGGAGACUCGUGGUAGCGUCACUCUUUCCCACCGAGCAAACGCCUUGCGCGAGGCGACCGGUGACGAACGCUACAAGACGGAAGUGGAGCUGCAAGAGACCAGCCUGAAGAAGAUGCUGCAUGACUCCAGCGUGAAAGCUGCGCACAUGCUUGUGACGGAGCCUGUCGUUUUCUGGUUUGGAUUGUGGAUUGCUUUUGCUUGGUUUGUGACCUUCCUUUUCCUUUCGGUAAUCCCAAUCACCUUCGAGGAAAAGCGCGGAUGGCGCGAAGGUAUAGCUGGGCUGCCAUACAUCUCUCUCUCCAUUGGCUCGACUCUAGGAUUUGCGGCCAACUUCCUUCAAAGCUGGAAAUACAACUCUGUCUCAAAGGCGUGCAAAGCAAAAAACGUCCCAGUUCCACCAGAAGCUCGCCUGUAUGGUGCCAUGUUUGGUGCUUGCUUCCUCCCGAUUGGCCUGUUCAUCUACAGUUUCACUCAAUACCGUGGCCUUAGCUGGGUUGGUCCCGCCAUAGCGCUCGCGCCUAUUGCCUUUGGGAUUUUCUUUAUAUUCGAGUCGACUUACAGCUACACGUCUGACUGUUAUGGAGAAAGCUCCUCGUCCGCGAUUGCCGCUCAGGGCUUCUUCCGCAACACUCUCGGGGCUGUCUCGCCUCUUUUCGCUUCUCAGUUCUUCCACAACGUUGGGAGCCAGUAUGCUGGUCUCAUCCUCUCCCUCAUUGGCACUGUUUUGUCUUUUAUCCCUCUUAUCAUGUUCAAGUACGGUCCCGCUCUUAGGGCCCACUCUCAACUCGCUAGGACAGUCAAGGAGGGAUAA
Messenger RNA from Phialemonium atrogriseum, 1599 nucleotides. Its product is annotated as major facilitator superfamily domain-containing protein. Lineage: Eukaryota; Fungi; Ascomycota; Sordariomycetes; Cephalothecales; Cephalothecaceae. Gene Ontology annotation, molecular function: transmembrane transporter activity. Bases 1 to 1599 code for a protein of 532 amino acids. The transcript has 4 exons. Gene Ontology annotation, cellular component: plasma membrane. Gene Ontology annotation, biological process: transmembrane transport. The record is from RefSeq and is a predicted model, not a curated record.